AUGACUUCUAAUAGUUUUGUGUAUGAAGGUGUUUAUUUCUUUACAAAUGUAGUAACACCUGAAGAUAUUAUCUCCAUCAGAGAUGAAUUUGUGGUGAGAGAUGAAGAUAUCAUUACACUUUCUUACCCAAAGUCAGGAACCAAUUGGAUGAUAGAGAUUAUUAAUCUCAUACACUGCAAGGGAGACAACACCUGGGUCCAGUCUGUUCCCAACUUCCUACGCUCACCAUGGUUAGAAACAAAAGACGGAUAUAAAAGCGUUAGCAAUAUUAAAGAUGGUGUACGCUUCUAUACCUCCCACCUCCCUAUUCAACUGUUUCCUAAAUCAUUCUUCAAUUCCAAGGCCAAGGUUAUUUACAUCAUCAGAAAUCCUAGAGAUGUUAUGGUUUCUACCUUUUAUUUCUCGAAGGGAAUAAAGUUUGCAAAGCCCCCAGAGAAGUUUGAACAGUUUUUUGACCAUUUUCUUCAGGGAGAAGGUAACUAUGGGACCUGGUUUGACCAUGUUCGUGGCUGGCUGCAAAUGAGAGGUAGAGAGAAUUUCCUGAUGAUAGCAUAUGAGGAGCUGCACCAGGACACAAGAAGGACUGUGGAGAGGAUUAGUCAGUUCUUAGGCAAGAAACUAGAACCCGAGGAACUGGACUCAGUGUUAAAGAAUAUGUCCUUUCAAGUCAUGAAAAGGAAUGACAAGUCCAAUUUUUCUGAAAUUCCAGGACACAUUUUAGAUCUGAGCAAAGCCCCACUGAUGAGAAAAGGAAUCACUGAAGACUGGAAAAAUCAUUUCACCGUGGCCCAGAGCGAAGCUUUCGAUAAGAUAUACCAGGAGAAGAGGGCAGAACUUCCUCAAGGAAUUUUCCCAUGGGAAAAAUGA
Messenger RNA from Elephantulus edwardii (Cape elephant shrew), 867 nucleotides. RefSeq names its product bile salt sulfotransferase-like. Gene Ontology annotation, cellular component: cytoplasm. The coding region runs from base 1 to 867 and encodes 288 amino acids. Gene Ontology annotation, molecular function: sulfotransferase activity. The transcript is spliced from 6 exons. The record is from RefSeq and is a predicted model, not a curated record. Gene Ontology annotation, biological process: sulfation. Lineage: Eukaryota; Metazoa; Chordata; Mammalia; Macroscelidea; Macroscelididae.